Molecule: messenger RNA, 495 nt
Organism: Triticum urartu
Lineage: Eukaryota; Viridiplantae; Streptophyta; Magnoliopsida; Poales; Poaceae
Source: RefSeq, a predicted model, not a curated record
CACACCCCCUCCCACUUGUCUCCUUCCUCCUGCUACAGGAGGCAGAGGAGGCCGUGGCGGCCAUCCGACAUGGCCGCCGGCCACGCGUCGGCAUCCGAGCCACCUUGCCCGUCUACAAGACCUCGCUCGACGCUGUGGUUGAACCCUAGCCCGCACUCUCCCCCCUCGCGCCGCUCUCUUCCCCGCAACACUCGACUGACGCCGUCAUCGCCAUGGCCGCCGUCCCCCUCGCGCCCAUCGAGCUCCCUGGCGCCUGGGAGUGUGACCUUCUGCUUCAUCUACGAUGACUACUUCGCCUGCGAGGAGCAGAUCAAUCGGAGACACAACAUCGCAAGGGAUCGACCUCAACUUUGUCUUCGGCCACGGAGCUCCGCCGCUUCAAUCCGUCCCCCUCGACCUUCCCCCGGCUUCUUCGAGCUCUCCCCCGGAACCGCGAAAACAAAUAUUCUCGGAAUGACCUGAAACUCCAUGGAAGGUCUUAGAAAAAAUAAUAAA